UUCAAUUUCGAGCAAGAAGAAAUAAGACGUCCUUUGGAGGAAGCAACGGGCAUCACCUGAUAGCUCACCUGAUCACCUGAUACCUCCUGCAGCCGUUCUGGCAAUUCCUCGAGUUCGCUAUCGACCGACAGUUUUCUUUUGCAGGCUCCUGGCGAGAAAUUGGGUUAACCACUAUUUUUCAAUUGCUAUCUGGUAAAGCACCUCCAGUUCAAUUUUGUAAGGGUACCUUCACUUUUUUGCAUUCGAGAGACUUUUAUCUCCGUCGCAUCAAUCUUUCCGACAAUGAACAAACCUAGCGACGCCGGUAGCCCUCAGGAGGGAUCCAACACUAGUAGCAGAGUGCUGGACUCUAUCAAUGUAAGAGUGACGAGCACUGAAGGGAGUCAAGGACAAUCAGCCUCCAAGAGUGGUGCAAUGACAUUAUCCUCCGCAUCAAUGAGUGCCACAGGGGGUAUCUCAAGUUCCUACAUUAUGUCCUUCACGGUAGAGAACCAACACACACGCUUCCUAUCCAGCCUUUCCUUGCUCAAUGAUUCCCAGAUUGCGUUAAUGCUUCAAUCGGAUACCCUCGAGUUCUGCAGGAAACUUCAGGAGUCACUAUCCCAGCACCUACUUCACCCGAACUCACUGGCUAGCCGUUCUGUUCUCACGGCAACCGCAGCCAAUAUUAUCUUCAAGUCCAUCGCUUGUGUGCUCGAAUGGCAAGGUAAAGAUGAAGCAAGAGGCCUGGCAGGAGAAGAUGACACGAGUUCCCGCAAAGCUGCUCUUUGCCAAGCCUUCGUGGGGUUAGCCACGUUCUGCGAAGAACGACAAAUCAUGGUGGAGCAACAGCAUCGCAAGACAUAUGUGCAAAUCCUGAAGGAACUGGCCAAACUCCAUGCCCGCCAAGGAGAGGCCAUACAAGCCCGACAAAUGUUGGAAACGGCAGUACUGACCGAGUCCACCUUUUGCCCCAAGACAUCAGAGCAAAAGUUGUCCCUGGCAACUAUCCGGAAUGACUUGGCGCUGCUCUGCAUGGAACUCCAAGACAUGGAUGCGGCACUGCAGCACUAUCAAACAGCUCUGAACCUGCAGCGAGAAGCCCUCCAAGACGAGCCUGGACACCCCGCAAUCAUUAUGACACUCCAAAGCAUGGCACAGCUCUACAUACGAUGCGGCAUGCACGACGAGGCCCUCAAGACGUAUCACUACAUUCUCAUACUGCUGCAGCAACAAGACAGCAGUGCGAAACGGACCGAAAUGGCUGCCACUCUCUCGUCCAUGGGGUUGGUCUACUAUGCUCUGCGAGACUACUCGUCGGCACUGCAGCACUAUAAGCAAGUACUGACCAUCCAGAGUCAUUUGCAGCAUGACAAUGAUGACACUGGUGUGCAUCGGCACUUUGAGAUUGCCACAACCUUGAAUUCGAUUGGAAUGAUUCUCUGUGAAGUUGGAAGCUACGAUGAAGCACGAGAUACUCUGCAGGCCAGUCUGGCCAAGCAUUUGGAAUUGUUUCGUGCGGCCAAGACGCUCUUCUUGGACCACCAGAACGAAACAUCACUGCAUCGACACAACGGCGCCAUUUCGGCAGUCCUGUACAACUUGGCAGUGGUGUACAUUCAAAGAGGCGAAGAUGAGAUUGCUUUGCAACUGUUUCAAAAGUCAAUCCAGUUCAAAAAGGCAGUGUUCGGAGGAAGAGCGUGUCCAGAAAUGGCCACCAACCUCCAAAAGCUUGGGGGCAUUCAUUUGGAACGAGGUGAACACAAGGUGGCCAUUGUGUACUUGGAAGAAGCGUUGCAAAUGUUGAAGCAAAGUGUGCUGUCGUACCAAAGCGCCGACAAACGCAAAGACGACGGUGCCAACGUUGCCCCAGUGGAGACUCUGUAUCACCAAUUGAUCAUUGUGGGCAACCUACACCUGGCAAGCGGGAACAUCCCAGGGAUGAUGUCCUAUAUGGUGGAAGCUUGCAGGCUCAUGGGGAAUGCCGAUGCCAUUCAGCGAACAGGCCUCUUUACUCUCGGAGCCUACUCGAUGAACCGCAUCCAUCCACGUUGUGCUCCCGCAGCGUAACCGCAAAAUUCGAACAUUGCAUGUGGUCCUUCCCAUGGCCUGCCUGAGCACUUCUCUGGUUUCUAGCUAGUACCCACCGUAAUUGACUUUCAUUUGCCCGACCGCACAGCAAGAGCGUUGAUAUAUACAUGUAGCUCGGCCAGCCCGCAGACUCAUGUCCGAGAGGGGCACCAGCUGUACGGUAGCUGAAGCUAUCACUAUGAGUUUCCAAACUCGGCCUUCCAAUGGGAGCCACUCGGUAUACGCACGAGCUAGCUAGAUCCGUUGUAAGUGAACAAUCCACGACGAGCCCAUCUUCCGACAGGAGAAAAGUGAGGAGUGGAUACUGGUAGCUUGCUAGUUGUACAGUGAUGGCUGAGUGUCAUACAAGAAGCUUUGACGCCUGCACAUAAAAUAUAUGAACGAAAACGACCCAGACAGCCAUGCCAAGAAGGGGAGAAGAAAUCGGCCUCGAUGGAUAGCACAUUAUGGCUGAGGGCCAUACCAGGAGCAGCCGCAAUGGAAGAAACCCUGACGCCUGAAAUGCAGAGCUGAACCCCCCAAGCACGGCGGGGGGACCAAGAGUAGGAAGAAAUAAAUACCUGACACCUGAAAACAUGCAUGAAUAAAG
Molecule: messenger RNA, 2659 nt
Organism: Seminavis robusta
Lineage: Eukaryota; Bacillariophyta; Bacillariophyceae; Naviculales; Naviculaceae
Source: the annotation of a GenBank genome assembly